GAAGAGCAAACGAAAAUAGAAUAGAAAAACACCACCAGACAAGUUGGUGUAUGAGCGAGUUAUAAAUUCUCAAUGUGCUAAAUGUGCUCGAUUCUUUUUCCACAAAAACCUCGAAGAGUGAGGACACAUUUUGGUUUGAUCGCAUUAUCUGUCGCAUUUAACAGUGUUCAAGCAAAAAUAAAAUAAAUUUUUUUGAAUAAAACAAAACAUAUUUAAAUAAAAUAGUUCAACUAAAUAUAUAUUUUAACAAAGUACUCUUUUGCCAAAACUACUACAACUUACAAACCAAAUAAAAAUGCCGCAAACUUCUACUUUGGCCAAUGGACACUCGAAUGGAUGCAAUGGCAAGACCACAUCCUAUGACAUGGAAGACGGACAAAUGUUCCUGUUUACUUCUGAGUCUGUGGGCGAAGGACACCCAGAUAAAAUGUGCGAUCAAAUCAGUGAUGCCAUUUUGGAUGCACACUUGAAACAAGAUCCCAAUGCUAAAGUUGCUUGUGAAACUGUUGCAAAAACCGGCAUGAUAUUGCUCUGCGGCGAAAUUACUUCCAAAGCAGUUGUGGAUUAUCAAAAAGUCGUACGAGACACAGUAAAACACAUUGGCUACGAUGAUUCCUCGAAAGGUUUCGAUUGGAAAACUUUGAAUUUGCUCAUUGCUAUUGAACAGCAAUCGCCCGAUAUUGCCAACGGUGUACAUGUGAAUCGUGAGGAAGAAGAUGUGGGCGCUGGUGAUCAGGGUAUUAUGUUUGGAUAUGCCACCGAUGAAACAGAAGAAUGCAUGCCUUUAACUGUUGUUUUGGCUCACAAAUUGAAUGAAAAAAUCGCCGAGCUUCGCCGUUCAGGAGAAUUCUGGUGGGCACGUCCUGACUCCAAAACACAAGUAACUUGUGAAUAUCUUUUCAAUCAAGGAUCAGCUGUACCAAAACGUGUGCACACCAUUGUUGUUUCUAUGCAGCAUUCAGAAAAAAUCACGCUUAACGACUUGCGUUCAGAGGUUAUGAAUAAAGUCAUUAAAGAAGUCAUUCCCGCCAAAUAUUUUGACGCCAAUACAAUUGUGCAUAUUAAUCCAUGCGGACUAUUCGUUAUUGGUGGUCCAAUGGGUGAUGCUGGUCUGACUGGUCGUAAGAUAAUUGUCGACACCUAUGGUGGUUGGGGUGCACACGGUGGUGGCGCAUUCUCAGGCAAAGAUUUUACAAAGGUAGACAGAUCCGCCGCCUAUGCAGCACGUUGGGUUGCCAAAUCAUUAGUAAAGGCAGGCUUAUGCAAACGUUGUCUCGUACAGGUUUCAUAUGCCAUCGGCAUGGCUGAGCCAUUAUCAAUAACUGUGUUCGAUUUUGGUACUUCACACAAGACGCAAAAGGAAUUGCUUGACAUAAUUAAGCGCAAUUUCGAUUUGCGACCAGGCGUAAUUGUUAAAGACCUCAACCUAAGACAGCCAAUAUAUCAGCGCACAAGUACUUAUGGACAUUUUGGACGCGACGGCUUCUCAUGGGAACAGGCCAAGCAUUUGGAAAUCAAUUGACUAGACGCUGACGUACAGCAGCUGUUAAAGCCACCCUGUGCUAAAAAGUGUAAAACUGCGUAAUUUUUAGUUUAUAAUUUAAACAAUUUUUCAUUAGUUUAAGACAAGUAAAGCCACUAAAAUUCUACGUCUGUGGCUUUCUGUUUCUGUUUCUGUUUCUUUUUUAUUUUCAUUUUUUUUUUGUUCUACUAUAUACAUUAUAUAUUUUUUAACUCUACAUUAAUUUAGAUGUUAGCUGCCAAACAAAAAGAACAUUUACUUAAGUGAUAUGUAUGUGUAUUUACUACAUGCAUUAUGUCGAAAUGUAUAUAAUUUUUAAUGUUAAAUGUAUUAUUUGUUAAAAACUGUAUUUAUUAUAUUUGCCAUGCUGCUACAUGUACGAGCACUGCACUUUAUGUAUAAUGCAGUAUUGUACUUGCUCGAUAACUUAAAGAAAGUAUGCGCAAGUUGCGUACAUAAAUCGCUAGGUUUAUGAGACCCUAACAAACAAGUAAACAACAUGACAGACAUUUAACAAUUUUCCGUUUUUCCGUUUUGC
This is a messenger RNA of Teleopsis dalmanni, 2060 nucleotides long. It is a transcript of the gene Sam-S, whose product is annotated as S-adenosylmethionine synthase. Gene Ontology annotation, biological process: S-adenosylmethionine biosynthetic process. Gene Ontology annotation, molecular function: methionine adenosyltransferase activity; ATP binding. Bases 296 to 1522 code for a protein of 408 amino acids. The transcript is spliced from 8 exons. The record is from RefSeq and is a predicted model, not a curated record. NCBI's taxonomy places the organism in Eukaryota, Metazoa, Arthropoda, Insecta, Diptera, Diopsidae. Gene Ontology annotation, cellular component: cytosol.